Messenger RNA from Sorex araneus (European shrew), 1644 nucleotides. RefSeq names its product mitochondrial ribosomal protein L10 (gene MRPL10). The coding region runs from base 71 to 856 and encodes 261 amino acids. NCBI's taxonomy places the organism in Eukaryota, Metazoa, Chordata, Mammalia, Eulipotyphla, Soricidae. Gene Ontology annotation, cellular component: mitochondrial large ribosomal subunit. The transcript has 5 exons. The record is from RefSeq and is a predicted model, not a curated record. Gene Ontology annotation, molecular function: structural constituent of ribosome. Gene Ontology annotation, biological process: translation.
UCCGGCUCCAGACUUCCCACAAUCCUCAGCUCCUCCGUCUCGCCCGCCUCCGUCCCCUCUUCCGGUCGCGAUGGCUGCGCCCAUGGCUGGGAUGCUGCGAGGGGGUCUCCUGCCCCAGGCGGGCCGGUUGCCCACCCUCCAGAUUGUCCGCUGUGGCUCCAAAGCCGUCACCCGCCACCGACGUGUGAUGCACUUUGAAAGGCAGAAGCUGAUGGCUGUGACGGAGUACAUCCCCCCCAAACCAGCAGUCAAUCCAAGAUGCCUACCACCUCCUCCAAGCCCCCCCAAGGAGGAGACAGGCCUCAUCCGGCUCCUCCGUCGGGAGAUCGAGGCAAUUUUCCGAGACAACCGCAUGAUCGCCGUCUGCCAGAACGUGGCUAUGGGGGCGGAGGACAAGCUGCUGCUCCGGCACCAGCUGCGGAGACACAAGAUCCUGAUGAAGGUCUACCCCAACCAGAUCCUGAAGCCCUUCCUGGAGGACUCCAAGUACCGCAACCUGCUGCCGCUGUUCGUGGGGCACAACCUGCUGCUGGUCAGCGAGGAGCCCAAGGUCAAGGAGAUGGUCCGAAUCCUGAAGGGGGUGCCCUUCCUGCCCCUGCUCGGUGGCUGCAUCGAUGACACCAUCCUCAGCAGGCAGGGCCUUGUCAACUACGCCAAGCUUCCCAGCCUGGCCUUGGCGCAGGCGGAGCUGGUGGGCAGACUCUCCCACCUCAUGGCCCAGACCCACACCCUGCUUCAGAACCAGCCACUGCAUCUCACAGCCCUGUUGGAUCAGCACGUCAGACAGCAGCCCACGGAGGACCUCACGGGGCCAGCUGAGGGGCAGCCAGCUCCCAGCACCGGGCAGGACUCUUAGCCCGUGCACCAUCACCGGCCUGGCCACUGACAGUGACCUCCUCAGACACCGUGCCCCCACAUCCACAUCAGAACCAAGACCUCCUCCCUCUCCCUGCCAUCUUGACAGGGGGCCUGAUGGGAGUGGGGUCUCUUUUGGCUCAAGAUCAAGACAGCAGCAGUAAAGCUAAGUCCCUUGUGUGUGCACCCCAGCCCCCGGCCCCCUGGAGUCCAACCUGCCUGUUCGCUGUGCUUCGGUUGGCUCUCGUUGGAGAACCUGCAGUGGCACUGCCCUUAGCCACCAUUUUGGUGUCUUGGUUUCUCACCACGUUAACGUCCCUUCUCAGCUGUGAAGGAGACUGUGACUGUGUUUUUUGUUUUUGUUUUGUUUUGUUUUGUUUUGUUUUGUUUUGGGUGGUCACACCCGGCGAUGCACAGGGGUUACUCCUGGCUCAUGCACUCAGAAAUUACUCCUGGGAGUAAUUUCUUGUGAGAUCAUAUGGGAUGCUGGGAAUCAAACCUGGGUCUUCUGCAUGCAAGGCAAACGCCCUACCCGCUGUGCUAUCGCUCCAGCCCCGAGAGACUGUGACUGUGGUGGACACGUCGAUACUGUAUGCCUGCCUGAUGUCAGCAGGUUGAAAGUGGUGGGCCAGAGCGGUCCAGAUGAAGCUUGUGCCAUGGGUUUCUACACGAGCUCCUCAGUGGGGGGGUCCCAGGUGUGCUGGGGAGUGCUCUGCCCUCAGGCUGGGCCAGGUUUGGGAAGGUGGGGGGACUCUGCUUUACGAUACAAUAAAGUGCUUCUGUCUACAA